AGGUUCCAACCCGGCCUAAUUCUCCUCUCCUGCUUGUUUGCAGGCCUGCGACGAUGACGGCUUCCCUCCGCGCGGCGGCGACGAGGAUCCUGCGUCCGGCGGGGCAGGGGCUUCGCCGGCUGGUCCACACCCAGCAGCAGCAAUCUAGAUCCACCGGUGCCUUGGAGGACGGACACCGUGCAGCGCAAAUCCAGCAGAAGAAGGAGGAGCUGUACGAUCUCAUCGCCCGCGCUCAGGCCAAGAAGGUCGGCAUAUUUUCCACGACUUCCGAGGGAGAUAGACAUUUGCUCCGGAUUCUCUGCACACAAAUCAAGCCGAGACCAAAUGACCCUCAAUGGCGCUGGAUAACUACCGCUAAGAAGGUGACCGCGCUGUGUUCCGCUGCGAUUGUUCUUGCUAUUGUUGCGUUCACUCUUCCUGACUUAGCUACUCGUCCUGAAUACAAGCCAAUGAAGUGAAAGAUGAAUGGUAUCUUGUUUGAUGGAGAAGCAAGACAAAUGUAUAUCAGUUCUAUUCCAGCACUAUAUAUUAUGUGUGACUCUGAAAAUAUAUGUCUAUGAUCUGUCACCUAUAACUUGAGUAUUCUUAUUUCUGGAUGAUUCAUGAUCGCAUUGUAAGAUAAUUUGUGAUGUCGCUGACAUGGUAUCUUAU
Molecule: messenger RNA, 651 nt
Organism: Aegilops tauschii subsp. strangulata
Lineage: Eukaryota; Viridiplantae; Streptophyta; Magnoliopsida; Poales; Poaceae
Source: RefSeq, a predicted model, not a curated record